Chiloscyllium plagiosum (whitespotted bambooshark) is the source of this 761-nucleotide messenger RNA. NCBI's taxonomy places the organism in Eukaryota, Metazoa, Chordata, Chondrichthyes, Orectolobiformes, Hemiscylliidae. The record is from RefSeq and is a predicted model, not a curated record.
GGGUAUGUUGCUGGGAAUGAGCUCCUGCUUUUUCCAUCUCUCUCUCCCCCACCCUGUUCCCAUCUCCUCCCCACCGCACCCCACAACCCCACCCACCCCGGCCUCCCCCAGAUUCUGGGUGUCACCAAUCCCGCAGGCCGGAAGAAAUACAUCGCCGCGGCAUUCCCGAGCGCCUGCGGGAAGACCAACAUGGCCAUGAUGAAGCCCACGCUGCCAGGCUGGAAGGUCGAGUGCGUGGGGGACGAUAUCGCCUGGAUGCGAUUCGACAGUGAGGGGCGACUGCGAGCCAUCAACCCAGAGAACGGCUUCUUUGGCGUAGCGCCGGGCACCUCCGUGAAUACCAACCCCAACGCCAUGGAGACCAUCUCCAGGAACACGGUGUUCACCAACGUGGGCGCCACCAGUGACGGCGGGGUUUACUGGGAGGGCAUUGACCAGCCCCUACCCCCCGGGGUCAGUGUCACCUCCUGGACUGGGAAGCCCUGGAUACCAGGUGACGCAGAACCCUGUGCCCACCCCAACUCGCGGUUCUGCGCCCCGGCCAGCCAGUGCCCCAUCAUGGACGAGAACUGGGAGUCACCCGAGGGAGUACCCAUCGAUGCCAUCGUCUUCGGGGGCAGGAGGCCUGAAGGCGUCCCCCUGGUCUAUGAGGCCUUCAACUGGCGUCAUGGGGUGUUUAUCGGGUCUGCCAUGAGGUCAGAGGCAACAGCAGCAGCUGAACACAAAGGUAACCAGUGCCUUCUCACUGUGGGCCUCUCUGG